UUCGCAUACGAUAAAGUAAUAAGAGCAGCUUACAGCACUCGUCUAAACGUUUAAAAAAUUGUUCCCGCGAACCGGAUUCGAACCAGUGACCUAAGGAUAGCUAUUAUCAUCUACAGUCCUCCGCUCUACCAACUGAGCUAUCGCGGGUUGCUCCUACACUUAACAUGUUUCACUUAUUUUGGCCUUUAGAUUUAGACUAGAUCUAGUUACAAGCUCUUCAUUUUAGAAGUACUGAACUUCAAAAAAAUAAGUAUGGAACAUAAUCAGCACAGUAAUACUAAUGGUAAUUGCAAUACUAACAAAGACUGUAAAGAAAGUAGAUCAAAAUCUAUAUUAUCUAGCCAAGAAAAUGAAAAAAACCUGUCGUAUUUAAUACUAUCUUAUCUAGAUGAAGUUGAAGAUAGGAUACAAGCCCUCAUGCGAAACGCACAAAAUCUUUCCCACGAAAGAGAGAGCUUACUUACAGUACUUUCGCAUUUACAAGAAGAAAAUAAUCAAAUAAUAAUUAGAUCUAGAGAUAGAUCUAGUUCUAACAGUGGUGAGGAAUCAUCUACAGAAGGAGAACAUCAAGAAAUCUGCUCCACCAUUGAGAGGCUCAAGAAAAGAUGCAAAAGCGUAGAAAUAAAAAUUCAUACAAUUAGAAGUGCAGAACAGGAAAGUGCUUAUAAGACAGUCAACUCUUUAGUCAAAGAUCUGGAGCAGAUAUGUUUGCAGAAUGAAAGUGAUGAUCAAACUUACAGCCAAUUAGCUCAAAGUUAUUUGAAUGCAUGUGUGUCUGACUUGAGUAGUACUGGCCCAAUUGAUUACAAAUUUCAAGGUAUGAUUUUAGGCUGCAGACUGGAAGAUCAGAAGCAAGUAAGACAACGGCUUGAAUGUUUAGUCAAUGGGAAAUGCCAUGUCAGUCAAAUUGAAGAGGAAUUCACGGCAUCAGCUCAAAAUGUUGAACAAAGUGAAUGUUUAUCUAAAAGUGCUUGUUCUUCAGAAAAAAUAUAAUAUUCAUAUAUAGUAUAUUUGAUAUGGUAAGCAUAUAUGUACAGUAUAGGAGCUUGGUUGUUUCUUGAAAUGUGCUAACUAAAAUUGUAAGCUGUCUGUAUGAGAAAGCCAAACCAACCCUUAGACUACAGAUAGAAAUAACACGGUUUUGUUUUAGCACUUUAAGCCUGCUAAUUUAAACUUCCAUUUUUAUACGAUGUCAAAUCAAAAAUAAUUCUUCGUUGCUUAAGCAGUGCUUUAAAUGUAAGUUUAAUAUAUUCCUACCUGGAUUUAUAAAUAGGCCUACUGUUUUUAUUCAUCAAAUAAAAAUGUAAAAAAGGUGAAAAAUUUGUGA
Messenger RNA from Physella acuta, 1327 nucleotides. Its product is annotated as BAG family molecular chaperone regulator 2. Gene Ontology annotation, molecular function: protein-folding chaperone binding; adenyl-nucleotide exchange factor activity. Gene Ontology annotation, biological process: protein stabilization. Lineage: Eukaryota; Metazoa; Mollusca; Gastropoda; Physidae. The record is from RefSeq and is a predicted model, not a curated record.